AUGACAGUUAAUGAUAUUUCCAACAACUACAUAUAUAAUCUAGACGAUGAUCUUCUAAACUCCUUAAAACUACUAUCUUUUGAUUUAACAACUUUUGAAAAUGUCGAACCAACAAUUAAAGAUACACCAAAUACAUCAAAGUCUUCAAAAGAUAUCAUGAUAUAUUACAAAUCAGACUUACAUAGAUAUAAUUUGAAAAGAGAACAGAAAAACCUACCUGCAAUUAAUGAAGAAGAAUUCGAAAAUUUAUUAGAGACUCAAUCAAUUGAAAGUCUAUCUGGGUCAGAUUAUGAUACUGAGAAUGAACUGGAGGAUGAAAUAAACAAUACAGAACAAGAACAAAAAGUAAAUACAUUGAUAAAAAACUUGGAAAAGGCUGAAAUUAAUGAAAAUGAAUCUUUCAAAUCACAUUUAAACACGAAAAGUCCCUUUGUACUUUUUGGCUCAUCAAUGAUUUCAGAUGAAAAAGCCAUUGGAAUUUACAAGUCUAUAUUUAAUGAAACGUACAUUAAUAAUCCGUUGGAAUACUUGAAAGAAAAUCAAAGAACAAGUAAUUCAAAAUCAGCUAUAUUCAUGAUUGGAGGUGGCCAUUUUGCUGGUGCAAUAAUAUCACAUGAAAAAAAUUCAAAUAGUGGAAAGUCUUCCAAAAUAGAUCAAGUGAAUGUAAUAGAAUCAAAAACAUUUCAUAGAUACACAACUAGAAGAAAACAAGGUGGGGCUCAAAGUGCUAGUGAUAAUUCAAGAGGAAAGGCAAUUUCAGCAGGUUCAAGUAUUAGAAGAUAUAAUGAAAAAGCACUUAUGGAAGAAGUAAGAGAAUUAUUGUCAAAAUGGAGAGAUCAUUUGAACGAAUGUUCAACUAUAUAUAUAAGAGCUAAUGGACCAACUAACAAAAAGGUAUUGAUUGGUUAUGAAGGAUCUCCUAUAAAAGCUGAUGACAAAAGAAUACAAAAAAUACCAUUUUCAACUCAAAGAGCAAGUUUAUCUGAAGUUAAAAGAAGUUGGGUUGAAUUAAGUCAUUUCAAAUUAGUUGAUUUGCCAAAAGUUAUACCACCAUCUGAAAAAGAUAAAAAACCAAAAGAGUCUAAUGUUGCAACAGAAACAUCUGAUGCUGAUAAAAAAAUCAAUGACAAAUCUAACGAAAUAAUGCCAUUUUUCAAAAAACAAAAAGCCCCAAAAUUUAUAAAGUGGGUAAAUGACAACAAAAUUGAUGUAAAUACAUUUGUAAUCAACUCAGAAGAGCUUUUAAAUAACACUCCAACAUUUUUACAUUAUGCAUCAGCAAAUGGAUUAAGUCAUAUGAUACAAGUACUUUUAAUAAAUUUGAAAGCAUCACCACUAGUUGAGAAUUACGCUGGUAGAUACCCUGCAGAAUUGGGAAAUCAAACUUCAAAAAGAGCUUUCCAAAUAGCAAGACAUAAAUUAGGAGAUGAUUAUUGUAAUUGGGAAUUAGCAAAAGUAGGUGUUGCGAAAUCGAAAGAAGAAUUUGAUGAAGAGGAUAAAAAAGCUGAAGAAAUUGCAAGUCUUGAAAAAAAGAAACUUUUGGAAUCACAAGCUGAGAGUAAAAAUCCUAUUGAAAAACAUCGUUCCAUCAACUUGAACCAAAAUUCUAGUGGAUUAAAUGAUGAUCAAAGAGCUAGGAUCAUGAGGGAACAAAGAGCGAGAGCUGCUGAGGCAAGAUUGGGUAAGAAGUAA
Lodderomyces jiufengensis is the source of this 1692-nucleotide messenger RNA. RefSeq lists its product as uncharacterized. The record is from RefSeq and is a predicted model, not a curated record. The coding region runs from base 1 to 1692 and encodes 563 amino acids. The transcript has a single exon. Lineage: Eukaryota; Fungi; Ascomycota; Pichiomycetes; Serinales; Debaryomycetaceae.